AUGUAUCAUCCUGGCGUUGGCAGCUCAGACAGCGUAGUCGACAAGUUCACAGGUGGACUAUUUGGGGUUGGACUUGACCAGGCCAUUCGCGAGGUCUACAAUUUUAUAUGUACCAAUUACGUCGAUGGAGACGACAUCAUCCUUAUAGGCUUCUCCCGCGGCGCCUUCACGGCGCGCUCUGUCGCCGAUAUGAUUGCGACGGUCGGCUUGCUAACUCCUUCGGGCUUGGAUCAUUUCUACGCCAUCUUUGAAGAUUAUGAGAACAUGGGCGAAUCUGAUCGUGAUCCGAGUUUAUUCUUGGACCCAAAAGUACCUCCCUAUAACGGUGAGAAAGGAGCAGCCCGGGCUAACUGGGAGAUGGAUCGGAAAUCACAGUAUGAGAGAUGGCUUUCCAAGAAUGGCCUCACAAGGCGCACGUACGAAGAUGCAAAUGGCGUGCACGAGAUCAACAUCAAGGCGGUUGGCUUCAGCAACACUCAGGUAUCCGACCGCGUAGAAAACGCCUUCCAUGCUCUGUCUCUAGACGAACCCCGGUUUGCAUUCCGCCCUGCACUCUGGGAAAAGCUUGAGGGCAAUAAGACCAAUCUCCGACAGCUCCUGGUCAUCAUGGCUCCGGCCGAGGCAACAACUGCCGUGGGCGAAUCCCAAGAUAUGUCCGGCCAAAUCCGAUAUCCGACGAGCCGCCUCCAGACCUGGUCAGGAACCACAAUCCGUCACCCUGGGACCUUUAUGCGUACGGACCCGGAAACGAACCAAGACACGGACCAGCCUUUGCUCAACACCAACGAGAGAAUCCACAGUAGCGUGCGGGUCAGACUGGCUUGCCAAGGCCUUGCUAUGGACGAUGAUGGGGUCUGGGACUGCAAAGCUCUGGCCACAGCUGAUGACGGGAGUGGACUGUGGAAGCUGGAACGCGGCUCCGGGCUUAACGCCUCUGAAGCAGAUAGCGUCAAAGACGGCAAGACCAGGAAGUUGGAUCUUGACGCAGAGGGAGAUGUCUUGAAGCCUUAUCCGGUCCAGAAGGAAGACAGCCAAUGGAAAUGGGUAUUGGCUAGCAAACAUCCCAACGCCUUCCCGCUGGCUGGUGUGCUUCCCGAGGAGCCUUUGACGGGGUACUGGGAACGGAAGUUGCUUGCUUUGACUGCGGGAAAUCCCGACGUGUGGAGAUGGGCGGAGGAGAACCCCCCCUUUGGCUUGAUCUAG
Molecule: messenger RNA, 1203 nt
Organism: Colletotrichum lupini
Lineage: Eukaryota; Fungi; Ascomycota; Sordariomycetes; Glomerellales; Glomerellaceae
Product: peptidoglycan binding domain-containing protein
Exons: 6
Coding region: 1-1203 (400 amino acids)
Source: RefSeq, a predicted model, not a curated record